Molecule: messenger RNA, 870 nt
Organism: Stylophora pistillata
Lineage: Eukaryota; Metazoa; Cnidaria; Anthozoa; Scleractinia; Pocilloporidae
Biological process (GO): embryonic morphogenesis
Cellular component (GO): tRNA-splicing ligase complex
Source: RefSeq, a predicted model, not a curated record
GCGGACGCGAUGAGACCUUCUGGAAGCAAUGAACUUGAUCAUCCAGAAGUUCUUUCGCGAGAGCGACUCUUAGACAUUUUGUGCGAUAGAUCUAUACCUCGUGAAGAUCUUAUAUGUUUAGAAAAAGGUGAUCUUGUCCAGAUCUUUUAUAAAUAUGUCACCCCUUUACCUCAAAGGCUUCAUCAACUUCGUCGAGCAAGAAGACGGCAGCUUCCUUGUGGUGAACAAACUGUUGCUUCCAAUGGGAAAACGUCGACAAUAAUUCGACCAACGAAGAGAAAAUCUCAUGAAAAAUUAACCACAAGACCCAUCAAGAUCUCAAGAACAGAGCACAGUAACAGUAUUAAAAUCAACAGAAGUCCAAUAUCUUUUGGCUCAACUAGCAAUGGAGUGAACUCUGUAUCCAUUCAUACAACAUCUCCAACUAUGGACAUUACUUCUGAUCAUGAAGGAAGAGCACAAAAUAAAUCAAUCAAACCAAAGGUGGUAAAACUGAACAGAAAAACUUUAGGGCUUCAUGUUGACAAAUCAUUUGAACAUCAACAGUCAAAGAAUGAGUCAAAUUCAAGUUUUAAUGGAGGGGCACAAAAGGAAGUUUCUGCCUCCUCAACAUCUGGUGAUUCUGGCUCAGAUGUCAAUGAUAGUAAAUCUGGAAGCACAAAAAGAAAAUUUGAGAAAGUAGCUGUCACAUGGCCUUAAAACAUUUAAAUUUAGGUGAACUAGUCCUUAUCAUUGUGCUAUGCAAAUAAUACAUAUUCAGUUGAUAAUAUUUAAAGCUUUGUAAAAGCUGUAUGAAUUGACAAAAAACAGAAUGUAAUUUCAAUUCACUCAAAAAGAGUUAUUAAUUAAAGAUCGAAUUGUUUACCUUCA